Messenger RNA from Papaver somniferum (opium poppy), 2797 nucleotides. RefSeq lists its product as uncharacterized. The transcript has 3 exons. Lineage: Eukaryota; Viridiplantae; Streptophyta; Magnoliopsida; Ranunculales; Papaveraceae. The coding region runs from base 1835 to 2797 and encodes 320 amino acids. The record is from RefSeq and is a predicted model, not a curated record.
AAACCACCAGUACCAUCUUCAUCCUCUCCAUUAUCCCUUCCCCUCCGUACACUGAGCACAACUUCACCAUCAUUAACUCCUAAUUUUCCAUCUCUCUCUAUCUUAUCUCUAUUCUUAUCAAGAACAAUAACCCUAGAAGAUAAGAUUUAGAGAGGUAGAGUUAGGGUUAGCUGUAUAAUUGGGGGAACAUCAAAUUAAUGAAGUUGCAGAGAUGAAUUGAAGGCGGGAGACGCGUUUUGGUGCUGGUGAAACUGAAGCAGCAAACCAAAAAGGAAAAGCAGAAAAGAAGCAGCGGAACAGGAUUAUCGUGCCUAUACCCGGUUUAUACCGGUGGUAUCGUUUCGAAACCUCUUAACUGUCAUGACUAUGUGAAUGCCAUAACAAAUUGUCCUGCUAAAACCAGUUUUAUUUACAUAGUCCUGUCAAAAUCCUGAGACACACUUUUGUGCAUGAACCUGUGGUGUUUGAGCAGCAUGUACCUGCUGAAAUUUGUUAUGAACAUAUCUCAGUCGCUGAAUAUCGUUGUAUCUGUCUGCACGUAUGUAUGAAUAUGUUACCACUCCAAUAAGCAUUGCCUCCCUGAAUUGCAUAUUGCUGCUUACCUGAUUUGGCAGUUCUGUGUGCAUAGUUCCAAGUAUUAGCUUAUGUGGCAUUGUUUCCCUGGAUCUGUGCAAUUUCAACUGUGUAGUUUCUGAUGAACUUAGUCUUCCCUGGUUAACAAUUCAGAAAAAUAGUUCAAAUAGUGACAUCUCCUUGAACUUGAACUUCGUUAGGAAAGUCUGUAAUCUGUAUGUGGCUUUGUUAGUUCACUGCUGCUGGAAAAUCGUCGGCACCAUUGAAUCCUGAAUUGUGACUCUUACAAGCAUCUUUAGAAGUGCCUAAAAUUUCUGUUGUGCAAAGGAAAGAAAGAAAGAACUGAGAAACGAGAUCAAAAUUGGUGGCUUCGCCCAGGUAAGUUCCUCCCUGUGUCGUGCUGAAGGUAAGUUCUCAAAAAUACUCGGUGAGCUCGAGUCCUCCUUCGCUUGCUCCAUGAUCUGAGUUGUUUUGAACUUUGUUUUAGUAAAAAGAGCUUCAUGAUUUGUUAGUCAAAUGCGAGCAGGCCACUCGAUAAGUUAACAACAACAUCAGUUCUAAAUCAAAUAGAAACAACCAUUUAGGACAGGUAGGCUUUGUCAGGCAGAUAGUCUGUGAUUACAGUAAAUAUGCACCCUUGGUAGAGUAUCUGAACUGCUGAACUGCAAAUACUUUGGGAUAGGUCUGUCGUGUAGUGUAGCCACAUCAUUCUGUUUAGGAGUUGCUACAUCAUGUCAGGAUUUUUGUCUGCAACUGGGAUGAGCACAAAUCCAUUACAGAACUUGCUUACGGGCAUGUUUCACGUUAUGAGCCUCCCACAGACCAUGAUGUCAAUUAUAGGGAUUGUUAUGGACAUUUUCAUAGUCCUGAGCCUCAAUACUUGGACCCUAAUAACUAUUCACACAUGUAUCAUCCACCACAUCAAUAAAAUGAACAUUUUUAUAAUGCCCAGCUCACACACUCAUCACUUCUGGAUCAAUUAGAAGCUCAAAUUACAACUUUAGAAAUGCAAACACAUGAGAAAUCUGUCGCAUCUAAUUUACCUAGGAAAUCUGAAAUUUAUGCUUGUACCUUAUGUGGUAGCUUAGGCCACCCUGUUGAGAACUGCUAUAUUUUGCAUGAUUUUAAGCAAUCUAGAGAAUACCAUGAAAAUCCAAGAUAUGAAAUACCCACAGGUUAUGAAGCUGGUAGUCAUUGAGACCAUAAUCAAUCUUUUGAAGGUUGCGAUCUGUCUUUUAUAGGCCCUAACGACCAUGCAACCAUGUAUCAAUCAACACAAUGGGAAGUUGAACAAUUUUGUACUUCCCAUAAUCAAUCUGUGGAAGUCAUUGAACAAGAUAAUGCUAGAUUUGAAUUUCAUAAUGAACCAUAUAACAUUGCUUCUGAAUUUCCUUUUUGUGGUGACCCUCAUGCACAACUAUGUACUGAAUACCCAUAUGUACUGAGGAUACCUACCGUUGAAGAUUCUCCUUCCAUUGAACAACUUAAUAUAUUUUUAAAAAUGAAUCUGCUUCAUUUAGAAAAUGAGGAAAGGGAGGAAUUUCAGGACGAAAUGAUUGUUAUCCCUAAACUAAAUUUUGAAAAUAGUGUCUAUAUUCUUACUCAAGCUACUGAUAUUGAACAUGAACCUAAUCUAGAGGUAAAUGAGUGGACUAGAGAUACUAUGAUCGCAAAUAGGGCAUCGCAUUUCUGUUAUGAUGAUGACGAUGAUUAUGAUGUUAUGUUAGAAAAACAUGUUUAUGCUGAAAAUAUUGCGGAAGCUUUGGGUUCAGAAACAUUAGGUUUCUCUGCCUCGACCUUCAUGAAUGAUGUUUUUUCUAGUAUUCCAUGUACAUGUGAUGUUGAUACUGAUCUGGAGCCUGUGCAAUUAUUCUGUGAAGAUGAGCAUGACUUAGGAAAGGUUGAAUUAUCUGUUGACACUAAUGAUCUGAUACCUGAGAAUAACUUUGAUGUGUCCAAUUCCCUUCUUAGGUCGCAAUAUAAUUCUUCUUUUGAUACUGAUUUGGGUAUUUUGGAUGAUGAUGAUUAUGAAUUGGGGUUUGAUAAUUUGUUCUAUGAACGUGAGCAUGAUUUACCUGUUUCUGAAUUAGGGAGAGUUUGUGAUGGUACUGAUAAUCUUACACAUGACAACAGCUUAAAUGUGCCUACCUCCCUACCCAUGUCACAAACUGAUAACCUUGCACCCAACCUAGAUUUUGCUUGUAACAGAACUGUAAAACAUUGA